AUGGUACAAAAUGUCAACAGAACUGUAGUAAUGGUUGUUUAAACAAUCAAUGUUCUAAAUCUAAUGGUAGAUGUAAUGAAUGUAAACCUGAUACCGUUGGCCCAUACUGCAACCUAACAUGUGGUGCAGAAUGUCAACCAAUGCCAGACCAGAAUACGACCACUUGUGAUAGAACUGGUAGAUGUAAUAAUUGUCAUAUAGGAAGAUAUGGUGAUGGAUGUGAUAUGAACUGUAGUACAGGAUGUGAUGCUGGGUGUAAUAGGCGUACUGGUAGAUGUACUAAUAAUUGUAUUAUGGGACGGUAUGGUAAUGGGUGUGAUAACAACUGUAGCAUAGGAUGUGAUGCUGGGUGUAAUAGGCGUACUGGUAGAUGUACUAAUUGUAUUAUGGGACGAUAUGGUAAUGGAUGUGAUAUGAACUGUAGUAUAGGAUGUGAUGCUGGAUGUGAUAGGGGUACUGGUAGAUGUACUAAUUGUAUUUUGGGACGGUAUGGUAAUGGGUGUGGUAACAACUGUAGUACAGGAUGUGAUGGUGGAUGUGAUAGGGAUACUGGUAGAUGUACUAAUUGUAUUAUGGGACGAUAUGGUAAUGGAUGUGAUAUGAACUGUAGUAAAGGAUGUGAUAGUGUAUGUGAUAGGGGUACAGGUAGAUGUACUAAUUGUAUUAUGGGACAAUUUGGUGAUGGGUGUGAUCUGAACUGUAGUGCAGGAUGUGACGGCGGAUGUGAUAGGAGUACUGGUAGAUGUACUAACUGUCGUAUAGGAAGAUAUGGUUAUAGAUGUGAAAUGAACUGUAGUACAGGAUGUGAUGGUGGAUGUGAUAGAAAUGAUGGUAAAUGUACGUCGUGUAUUGAGGGCACAACUGGAGACAGAUGUGAUAUCAACUGUAAUAAUAAUUGUACUAUUUGCAAUCAGAAUAAUGCCAACUCUUGUACUGAAUGUAUAGAUGGAAGAUGGGGACCAUCAUGUAAUAAACUAUGUAAUACUAACUGUAAACAAGUAGAAGGUACAACUGUUGGUAAAUGUGAUCAGAUGACAGGAAAUUGUAUAAAUGGAUGUGUACCUGGUAAAAUAGGAUCAAACUGUACAACAGAUUGUGAAGCAGGUCGUUACGGUGACAACUGUGACAGUAAAUGUGGUAACUGUGCUAAUAAAAGACCAUGUGAUAUAAUUACUGGUGGUUGUGGACUCGUUGGUUGUGAAGAUGGCUUUCAAGGUCUAGUCUGUAAGGGUAAGUUACAUUUACACAAUUUUAAAGAAAACAUUAUUUGUAUACUGUACAGUUUUUACCUACGAUUGAUAAUCUCGGUAUAUGAUUACAACACGGCCAGCUGA
This is a messenger RNA of Patella vulgata (common limpet), 1334 nucleotides long. Its product is annotated as cell death abnormality protein 1-like. Lineage: Eukaryota; Metazoa; Mollusca; Gastropoda; Patellidae. The record is from RefSeq and is a predicted model, not a curated record. The transcript is spliced from 2 exons. Gene Ontology annotation, molecular function: scavenger receptor activity. The coding region runs from base 141 to 1334 and encodes 397 amino acids.